This is a messenger RNA of Budorcas taxicolor (takin), 4954 nucleotides long. RefSeq names its product inversin (gene INVS). NCBI's taxonomy places the organism in Eukaryota, Metazoa, Chordata, Mammalia, Artiodactyla, Bovidae. The transcript is spliced from 17 exons. Bases 126 to 3368 code for a protein of 1080 amino acids. Gene Ontology annotation, molecular function: protein binding. The record is from RefSeq and is a predicted model, not a curated record.
CCCCAGCUGGAUGUAGUGGCCUGGCCUGGCAGGAGGGGCGGCCCAGCGGGGGUCGUGCCUCCUGGAGCCGCCCCCAGGACGUGAGUCCUGGAGGAGGCGACGGUUGCUCAGUUGUUGAGAAGACUAUGAACAGGUCAGAGAACUUGUUCUUUCCCGGUUCUUCAUUAGCAUCCCAAGUUCAUGCUGCUGCUAUUAAUGGAGAUAAGGGUGUUCUUCACAAGCUUAUCGUAGGGAACUCUGCCCUUAAAGACAAAGAAGAUCAAUUUGGGAGAACACCACUUAUGUAUUGUGUGUUGGCUGACAGACUGGAUUGUGCAGAUACUCUGCUGAAGGCAGGAGCAGAUGUUAAUAAAACUGACCAUAGCCAGAGAACUGCCCUCCAUCUUGCAGCUCAAAAGGGAAAUUAUCGUUUCAUGAAACUCUUACUUACACGCAGAGCAAACUGGAUGCAGAAGGAUCUGGAAGAAAUGACUCCUUUACACUUGACUACUCGGCACAAGAGCCCUAAAUGUUUGGCACUUCUGCUGAAGUUUAUGGCACCAGGAGAAGUGGAUACACAGGAUAAAAACAAGCAAACAGCUCUGCAUUGGAGUGCCUACUACAAUAACCCUGAGCAUGUGAAGCUGCUCAUCAAGCACGAUUCUAACAUUGGAAUUCCUGAUGUCGAAGGCAAGAUCCCACUUCACUGGGCAGCCAACCACAAAGAUCCAAGUGCUGUUCACACAGUGCGAUGCAUUCUGGAUGCUGCUCCAACAGAGUCUUUACUGAACUGGCAAGACUACGAGGGUCGAACACCUCUUCACUUUGCAGUCGCUGAUGGGAAUGUGACAGUGGUUGAUGUCUUGACCUCAUACGAAAGCUGCAAUAUAACAUCUUACGAUAACUUAUUUCGAACGCCGCUUCACUGGGCAGCUUUGCUAGGCCAUGCACAGAUUGUCCAUCUCCUUUUAGAAAGAAAUAAGUCUGGAACCAUUCCAUCUGACAGCCAAGGAGCAACACCCUUGCACUAUGCAGCUCAGAGUAACUUUGCUGAAACAGUUAAAGUGUUUUUAAAACAUCCAUCAGUAAAAGAUGAUUCAGACCUUGAAGGAAGAACAUCCUUUAUGUGGGCUGCUGGGAAAGGCAGUGAUGAUGUCCUUAGGACUAUGCUGAGCUUAAAAUCUGACAUUGACAUUAAUAUGGCAGAUAAAUAUGGAGGUACAGCUUUACAUGCUGCUGCACUUUCUGGCCAUGUCAGCACCGUGAAGUUAUUACUGGAAAAUAACGCUCAAGUAGAUGCUACUGAUGUCAUGAAACAUACUCCACUUUUCCGAGCCUGUGAGAUGGGGCACAAAGAUGUGAUUCAGACACUCAUCAAAGGUGGAGCGAGGGUGGAUCUAGUCGACCAAGAUGGACAUUCUCUUCUACACUGGGCCGCGCUGGGAGGAAAUGCAGAUGUUUGCCAGAUCCUGAUAGAAAAUAAGAUCAACCCAAAUGUGCAGGACUACGCAGGGAGAACCCCACUGCAGUGUGCUGCCUAUGGGGGCUAUAUCAACUGCAUGGCAGUGCUCAUGGAAAACAACGCAGACCCUAACAUUCAAGACAAAGAGGGAAGAACAGCUUUGCACUGGUCCUGUAACAAUGGAUACCUUGAUGCCAUUAAGUUACUUCUAGACUUUGCUGCUUUCCCUAAUCAGAUGGAAAACAAUGAAGAGAGGUACACCCCCCUGGAUUAUGCUCUGCUUGGGGAGCGUCAUGAAGUGAUCCAGUUCAUGCUGGAGCAUGGUGCCCUGUCCAUCGCAGCUAUACAGGACAUCGCUGCCUUCAAGAUCCAGGCCGUCUACAAAGGGUACAAGGUCCGCAAAGCUUUCCGAGACCGGAAAAAUCUCCUCAUGAAGCAUGAACAAUUGAGAAAGGACGCUGCUGCCAAGAAACGAGAAGAAGAAAACAAGCGGAGAGAGGCAGAACAGCAGAAAGGAAGGCUAAGCCCAGAUUCCUGCAGACCCCAUGCUGCUCUCUGUCUGCCCAGCACCCAAGCUGAGCCCCAGAGCCAGAGCUGGGCCCCCAGCAAACAGCCCCCCUGCAGCGACAAGGCCCAAGGCCCUGAGCGGAAAGCCUGUAGACGGUCUCCAGGUAGAGGGUCUCCAAGCAGAGCCCCCCAGAAGGAGCAGCAGCUCUCCUCAGACUUGCAGAGAACAGAACCCAGAAAACCAAAUGAAACAGCCAGAGAACAUUCUAAAGGCCGAUCUGCCUGUGUCCACUUCAGCCCCAGUGAAGGCAGUGAUGGGAACAGGCGUCCGGGAGUCCCCCCUGCUGAGAAGCCCAGAGGUGAGACAGCUGGGGAGCAGCACUGUGACAAGGGGAAAGGCUCCUCCAAGCAGCCCUCCCAUGUCAAGGGGGCUGGGCCCGAUGUGGAAGGCAAGGAGGCCAGCUGGGCAGCUGCAAGCCUUCCACAGCAGGACAGCCACUGGAAGGCCAGCCGGCGGCAGGACGCAGCACCCAAGGCCAUGCGUGCCUCCCCGAAGAGGCGCAGCCAGGAGCUCAGAGGAGGUAGGCGCUCCCCGGCCGGGUCCAGCCGGCCUGGCAGUGCCAAGGGGGAAGUGGUCCACGCUGGGCAGAGUCCUCUCCACCACCGGACGCCAAGGAACGCAGUGACACAGGACAAGCUCGCAGGAGGGACCUCCUCAGAUUUGCCACCAAGCGCAGAGGUGUUGAGAUCAGGAGUCAGGAAGCUGGGGACAUCGGCCCGGUCUGAGGACACUCGACUACCCAAGGAGACUGAUCCGGCUCCUGGUCCCCUCCCUGGGCAGACUGUGAACAUUGACCUUCUCCCCGUAGAGCUGCGGCUGCAGAUCAUCCAGAGAGAAAGAAGCAGGAAGGAGCUGUUCCGCAGAAAGCACAAGGCCGCAGCGGUCAUCCAGCGGGCCUGGAGGAGCUACCAGCUCAGGAAGCACCUGUCGCACCUCCUGCACUUGAAGCAGCUUGGAGCCAGAGAUAUGGACAGAUGGAACCGAGAGUGCCUGGCUUUGAUCCUCCAGGUUUGGAGGAAGGAACUGGAACUGAAACCCCCAAAGACCAUGGCAGUAAGCAAGACCACCAAGAGUCCACCCAAGGGCAGCUCAGGCACCAAGCCCACCAGGCACUCAGUGCUCAAACAGAUCUACGGUUCUCAAGAAGGGAAAGUACGUCAGCCCUCAAGAUCUUCGAAAGCCCACUCUGUGCUGGGUCUCAACUCAGUGAGCAACUUGCAGUGUAUUCACCUCCUUGAGAACAGUGGAAGAUCACAGAAUUUUUCUUACAACCUGCAAUCAGCUAACCCAUCAAGAAACAAACUAAAGCUUCGACUGCCUAAGGAAGGAAGACUGUGCCCAGGGGGCUCGGAUAACUAGUGCAGACUUCAAGUUCUCUGAUUAGCGUUUACACUUUAGGCAACUUUAAUAUCCCAAAGCCUUAUUAGCCUGAAAAUGUGGUAACAACUGAAAAGAAAUGUGUUUUCCUUCUGCUCUCACAUAGCACUGUUUUGUAAAUUCUUCACCUGCACUGAAGGGACCAGUGUAGUCCAUACCUGUGCAGAACUGCCCAUCUGCCUCCACUUCAAUAGGAAUGGAAAAGACUUUAUAGUAACAAUGAGUCUAUGUAGAACUAAGAAAAGUGAGCACUGAAGAUGCUGCUGGGUUGGGAUUUCUCCCUGCCAGCUGGUGCAAGCCUGGCUUUGUUGACUCCAGUCUGAAGAACCUAAGUGAGAUGCAGAGGAGCCUGGCCCACAGCAACUGCCUUCAGCUCACUACCUUUCAGCAAUCAAAUGCAAUGAACUUCAUUAUAGACACCACAUCCUGUUAUAAUUUUUAGACGAGAGUCAUGACCCAGUGUUUGCUUUUAGAGAUUGUAAGACUGUACCAGGUAUAUCGUUGAUGGCUUACAUUUUAGUUUCCACGUCAGCCUCUGGAGGCCACAGGUGGCUGCCAUGUCCUCUCGGUGAGCAGCGUUCCUUCCGCUGAGCACUGGCGGCUGCACCUAGCCCCAAGGCCUCAGUCGGCAGGCCUACAGACCAGAUCAUUCACGCACAGGGUGCCAGCUUGGGCCUUAGCCUCCUACUUCUAUUUUCUGCGUGACCUGCAGAGGUGAGCCAUCUUGUCAAAUUGCCUUUCCUCUGGCACUGUACGAACUGUGCAUUCCAGCUCUUGAAGAACAUCUGGUUUAAAUAAAAUCAGUGAUUAUGGGCUUCUUCGUAUCUACUAAGGGCAAAGCUACUAGGAAUGUAGACAGGCAGAAACAAUGACAUAUUAGGCUCGCAGGUAUUUCUAGGACUGCUUCUGUUUUAAGAUUACUGCCACCCCUGUCUUGACAGUAAGAGACGGGAAACAACAAAGUGUUAAACACUUGGAUUUUUUUUUAACAGUUGGCUAAUUACAUCAUUAUUGUGAAAAUGAUUAUAACAAAAAUUAUAAUCACUAGUAGAAAAAUCAUUUUUUAAGAGUUUUGCAGCUCAGACCAAACACCACUUAGGUAUAGGAAAAUUCACAACAAUGGGAGUACUAUCUUGAAAUCCUGCUAGAAAUCCUCUGUAAACAACACAACUCCAAGGCAAGAAGCAACCACUCCCAAACCAAACCAAAAUCUAGUCUGUUGCUGUCUGAAUGAACUGGGACUGAGAACACACAGAAUGAGGUUUGCCUAGAUGGGGCCAAAAAGAUUCAGCUGGUUUCUUAGAAUAUAAGAGAAAGUACCAUAUUAUUGCUGUGUAUUUUAUAUAUACUUAGCUAUGAGGAUGUAUAUACUUAACCACACAUCACACGCUAAUCCAAGAAGCCAGCCUGUGCAUCAGUGGCAACUCCCAAGCAUUAUUUUCCUGUUUCAGUGCAAAGGAAAGGUUCAUAAACAGCUUCUUUAAAAGUUCAGCUUUAAUGACAAACAUUUAUGACAUCAGUCUCUCUUCAAAAUUAGAUGUGAAUAAACAGUUUCCAACAGAGGUACU